Scheffersomyces stipitis CBS 6054 is the source of this 780-nucleotide messenger RNA. RefSeq lists its product as uncharacterized. Bases 1 to 780 code for a protein of 259 amino acids. Gene Ontology annotation, biological process: mRNA processing. The transcript has a single exon. The record is from RefSeq and is a predicted model, not a curated record. NCBI's taxonomy places the organism in Eukaryota, Fungi, Ascomycota, Pichiomycetes, Serinales, Debaryomycetaceae.
AUGGUCACCAUAAACUACGAACCCUUGGAGCACUUGCCCUACCUUGACGAAAGCAUUUCUCCGGAAGAAAGAUCGCAUGUAGAGCAGCUCAUCCGCGUGGAGUUGACCAACCAGUUCAGCAACCAGAACUUGAACAAUAUCAACUUCCAUCCCAAUCCUGCCAAUGCGGAGUCUAACAUAAACAACAUCAAUACACAUAACUCUAAUGCCAGCCGCCAGAAUCCGUUGCAUCCUAUGGUUGACCAGAUCCUUCCGCUUCCACAGCCGUCUGCGCUUCGAUUGUCUCCCAGUCCCUUGUUGAACCAAGAGAUUGAACGUUACGAACAGGAGCAGCUCGAAGAGUUCGAUGAUGACGACGAAACCGCUCUCCCGGCCAACGUAAUACAUGGUGGAAUAGACAUGAACAGAUACGCAGACUUCAUCAAAGAAGGCUCCUCUUCUUCAGGGGGGUCUGAGGUCGACCGGAACAACUUGUACACUACGCUAUCGUACGCUGGACUUCAGGAAAGAAACCUUGCGUUGUUGUUGAACAACAACCACGAGUUAAUGCGUUUGCACCAGCAGCAUUUGCAAGAGUUGGGAAACGUCAAGGAAGACUAUACAGUCAAUCUCAACUCUAAGAGACAGAUGGUAGAUGAAGUAAAUGUUAUCAGGAAGAAACGGCAGGUGGUCAACUUCAAGCCUGUCAAUGACUACUUGAACGAAAAAUGGAAGGAAGGGAUAAAAUCGGUCGUUGACUUGGGCAUUGAGGCUACAAGAAUGGACAUGGAUAUGAACUGA